AUGGCAUCAAUAAUUCCCAAGGAUUUCUCCUUAUUAUCAACCGGCACCAUCUGGAAAACCCUAAUCCUCCUCGGCAUAAUCCUCUACCUCCUCCUCGUCCCUCUCAUCGGCACCCAGAACUCGGCCCUCACCCUCCUCGGCUGGUCCGCCACGCCCUCACCCUCCUCCCCCGCCGCCACCCGCACGAACCUCACCCACAUCGCCUUCGGCCUGAUGGGCUCGGUUCCGACAUGGCCCCACCGCCGUGCCUACCUCGAGUCCUGGUGGCGGCCCAAUGUCACCCGCGGCUACGUCUACCUGGACCGGCCCCCUCCCCCCAACCUCCUCCCGUGGCCCCCGACUGCCCCUCCCUACCGUGUCGUGGACAACCUGACGGACUACUACCGGCGGGCCCGUCCCAAGAAACCCCUGAUGCCCCGCAUGGUCCACGGUAUCCUGGAGCUCUUUCGGGAGGAGCACGACAACGUGAGGUGGGUCGUCAUGGGGGACGACGACUCGAUUUUCUUCGUGGACAACAUAGCGGACGUGCUGGCGGAGUACGACCACACCAAAUACUACUAUCUCGGGUGGCACUCGGAGACCGUGAUCUCGAACCAUUGGUUCUCGUUCGAUCAGGCGUUUGGUGGCGGGGGGAUUGUGAUGAGCUACCCGCUGGCCGAGGCUCUGGCGAGGGACAUGGACGGGUGUUUGGUCCGCUACGCGAAUAGCUCGUCGGCCGAUUUGAUCACCAUGACCUGCAUUGCGGACAUCGGGGUCAACCUCACCCCACACAAGGGGAUUCAUCAGGUGGAUUUGCACGGCGACUUUUCCGGUUACCUAUCGGCCCACCCAAAAGUGCCCCUGAUGACCUUCCACCACUUUGACGCCAUGGACCCCAUCUUCCCCAACAUGAACCGUUUCCAGUCCACGCGCCAUCUCAUGACCGCGGCCGACGCCGACCAGUCGCGCCUCCUCCAGCAGACCAUCUGCUACCACCGCCAACUCAACUGGUCCUUCUCCGUCUCCUGGGGCUACUCCGCCCAAAUCUACGAGACUCUCUUCCCACGGAGCUACCUGCAGCUUCCCAUCGAGACUUUCCACCCGUGGGCUAAGGGAAACCCGAAGCCCCCCUUUUACAUGUUCAACACGCGCCCCAGGGCCAACGACUCCUGCCUGACCCCUCACUGGUUUUUUCUCGACUCCGUCUACAAAAACGUGAGAGGCGAUGAGAUUGUCACCAGCUACGUGAGGGCUUGGCACAGGGGCCUGCCGCCUUGUCCUGCCGCCGGCAAUCACUCGGCUGAUUCUGUUAGCAAGAUCCGAGUCGUUUCCCCUGCUCUAAAGCGUCUUCAGACGGACAGAUGCGAAUGCUGUGACAUCAUGAGCGUGGACGGUGGCACGGCCGAGGUUAAAUUCAGGGAGUGUAAGCGAGAUGAGAUCAUUGCUUAG
Molecule: messenger RNA, 1428 nt
Organism: Striga hermonthica
Lineage: Eukaryota; Viridiplantae; Streptophyta; Magnoliopsida; Lamiales; Orobanchaceae
Source: the annotation of a GenBank genome assembly